Messenger RNA from Pseudopipra pipra, 2447 nucleotides. RefSeq names its product serine/threonine kinase like domain containing 1 (gene STKLD1). The record is from RefSeq and is a predicted model, not a curated record. Gene Ontology annotation, biological process: protein phosphorylation. Bases 106 to 1806 code for a protein of 566 amino acids. NCBI's taxonomy places the organism in Eukaryota, Metazoa, Chordata, Aves, Passeriformes, Pipridae. Gene Ontology annotation, molecular function: ATP binding; protein serine/threonine kinase activity. The transcript is spliced from 17 exons.
CCCCGGCCGCGCGCCCUUAAAGGGGCCGGUGAGGGGGUUCAGAGCCCCCACACGGGCGGUGGCGCCUGAGGGGGGAGGAGGUUGUGGCGCGGUGUGUUCUCGGCUAUGGAGAAAUACGAGGUGCUGGAGCAGCUCCAGCCUGGGGCACUGGGCACUAUGCUGGAAGCUGAACUGAAAACAGGAAAGGGUGCCCAGAAGAAAUAUAUGAUAAAGCAGGUUGAAUGCAUUGAUCAAUACCAAGCAAGUGAGGCCUUGAAGGAGGCAAAGGAUUUGCUAAAACUUUGUCAUUCAAACAUCUGUAUUUACAAGGAAUUGUUUUUGACUUGGAAUAAUGAGGUAUCAUCUCUGUUCCUCUGCCUGGUGAUGCAGCACUCAGGCCAAGGAGAUCUUUCAGCUCUAAUCAGGGAAAAAAGGCAGAAGUCAGAAAAGAUAAGAGACGUGGUGGUUCAGAGGCUCCUGGGACAGAUGGUGGAUGCUUUGUUUUAUACACACCAACAAAAUAUUUUGCACAGAAAUAUCAAGCCAUCAAACAUACUCGUGACUGGUGAAGCCUCCUUCAUGCUUAGUGACUUCAGUACAGAAACACUUAUGAAAGAUGAGCUGAAAUGGAAAAUAAGAGUGGAAGAAAGUAGCAAGUCUUGGAUGGCUCCAGAAACAUUUGGAUUUUCUUUCACUGAGAAAUCUGACAUCUGGUCUCUGGGCUCUGUUCUGCUCGAUGUGAUGACCUGCUUUGCUCUGAAGGCAGAAGAGAUAACUUCCUUACUGCAGGAUAUCCGAGGGGAUAGCAGCUGUCUGGAGGGAGCCCUGACCCUGGUGCAAAAUGCAGAUAACACCUAUUUGCCCUUAUUUCCAGUUGUAUGUAUGAUGCUACAGAUUGAGCCCAGCAUGAGACCCUCAGCAAAGGAUCUGGUCGAUGUUCCAUUUGUUAGGGAAUGCCUGACUUUUGUUGGUGACACUUCAGUAGUACUGAAAAAGUCUUUGCCUCCCAAAAUAACAGAUCUGCUCCUUGAGGGAGGAAUUGGAAGUGUUCUAGCAUUCAUGCAGGCUUCCUGGGAUGUUGAAGAAGUCCAGGCUAAAGGCAUUCAGCAGCUUGCCAGUUUUGUAAAGGAUAAAAGUGCCUUCCCCCAGCUGUUAAAAUGCACAGAAGUGAUCACUUUUGCCAUGAAGACUCAUGUAACUUCUCUCAAGUUACAACUAGAUGGCUGCACGUUAUUGCUUGAAAUUCUUAGUCAAGCUCUGGAACAGGGUGUGGUGAUGGCCCUGGAUGAGAGAGUGGCCAGCUGCCUGUUGGCCACAGUGAGAAAACACUCUGGAAAUGAAGAGUUACUUUCGUUGCUCUGCACGUUUUUAAUGAUGGUUUCAGCCAGUGAAGUGACUGCAGAGAAUCUGAGGAAAGUUGGGAUAAUUCCAGACCUUCUGUCAAUUUUAAGGCGUUUUCUUCAUAAUGAGGAGAUCUGCUUCUCUUGCUGUGGGGUUCUCUGGAGCUUGGCUGUGAGUGGUAACUCAGAGAAUAAUGAAGACCAAGCAGUGCUGGAAGGUGCUGUCCCUGUCACCUCUGCAGUCCUUCAGAAACACCUCCAGAACGGAGCAAUCGCAGAGUCCGCUUGCUCGGCUUUGUGGGCACUGUCACUCCAAGGCUGUUUAACUGACAGUGACUAUGAACCCACAACAGCACUUUUGCUGGAGGCACUGAGGAUGAACCCAGAAAGAGCAAUGCUCAUGAAGAAUGGCUGCCUGGCACUAGCCAGCUUCAUAAGGGUGUCUGGACUGGAAGAGGAAAUUGUGAAAGUGGGGUUGGGACUUUAAUUUUUCCAUGAACCAGAGAGUUUGUGGACUCCUUGUGCCUGGAGGUGUUCCAGGCCAGGCUGGAUGGGACUUGGAGCAACCUGGAAUAGUGGAAGGUGUCCCUGCCCAUGGCAGGGCAUUGGAACGAGAGGAUCUUUAAGGUCCCUUCCAACCCAAACCAUUCUGUGAUUCCAUGAACCCAGUAUUAGAUCAGAACAGUCUGAUCUAUUAGUAACUUGAGUGCUUUGGUAGUUAUUUUAUGAUGGUGUUUCAACUGUGUGAAAGGGUAGAUAUCAAUCAAUGUGAAAACAAGAAACAUCAAAAUCACUUCUGCCAUGCACGACAGUGUCAGCUGCAAACAUGGUCUACUUGUUGCCCAAAUAUGCUUCAGAAUAGUUUUUAGGGAGACUGAAAAUAAUGGGCAGGAUUUUCUGAACAUAUGACAUGUGUGCUAGCUGGUGAGGGGUCUGGGAAGCAGAUCAUGCAGUCUGCAGCUACCAAUGAGCCCAGCAGUGUUUGUCUUCCUUCCAGAAAUAGCAGCUUUGACAUUUAUAACGGACUCGAAAGGCAGUGGAAUAGAACUGAUCAAAGAUGUUUAUCACCUUCACUUUGACAAUUCAGGAGUGGUGGGAGCUCUCUGUCUGCUGAUGAAGGAGAUGGCU